This is a messenger RNA of Alternaria alternata, 1254 nucleotides long. RefSeq lists its product as hypothetical. The transcript is spliced from 2 exons. Gene Ontology annotation, biological process: RNA processing. The record is from RefSeq and is a predicted model, not a curated record. The coding region runs from base 179 to 1126 and encodes 315 amino acids. Gene Ontology annotation, molecular function: ribonuclease III activity. NCBI's taxonomy places the organism in Eukaryota, Fungi, Ascomycota, Dothideomycetes, Pleosporales, Pleosporaceae.
AAGAAGUGACUCCAGGUUCGAAAGAGCAUAUAGAUGCAUGAAGCGAUCUUGCGUGUUCUGUACUGACUAGUAUGAACAGUUCAGGAUAGAAUUUAAUACCUACAGGCGGAAAUGGUGGUUUUAUCCUUCUAUUCUUGCGAAAGAAGGCUUCCCGCCUGGCCUGGUUGAUGAAAUCCCAAUGGUUGACGGCCUUAUCGAGCGCACGGAAAUGAUCAGUGGUCAUGUCUUCAAGAACAAGCUGCUAUGUGCAGAAGCCUUGCAGAUAAAGCCACCCGAUUGCCUCUUUCGCGUCGCGGGUGCUGUCCAUCGCGUCGAUAAGAACCAGGCUCUCUCGUUAGUCGGAGACGCUGCCAUGUACGCAGUAUUGGCCAAGAUGUUUUACCAGGCGCGUGACUACCGCGGCAAGCGUCACACCCUUUUGUCUUGGAAUAAUAUGAAGCCUGAUUUGGUCAGCAAUAUGAAACUCGCUGAUCGUGGCUUCAGCCUCGGGCUGGAUCGAGUCAUAAUCAGCAGCCACGCAGGAUCGGCCAGGGAGUCUCCAAACACGGUGGCAGAUGUCUUCGAGGCCAUUAUUGGAGCCAUCUACAUGGACGCCGAAAAUAAUUCAAGUGAGGCUGUUACCCACGCACUUCAGCACAUGGGGUUCUUCGACCACCCCUUAUUCGCCGGAACAUCCGUUGUCCAGCCCAUACUACCAUCCUUGCCUGAUUCUUCUCGAUAUUUGUUUCGUAAGAUUGGCAACACUGUGCCAGAGAAGACGAGCAAGCCCAGAGGCUCUCUGGAUAGUUCCAAGGAUAAGGAUAAUCUUGAAUCCUCCCGUAGGGAAGUUUUAGAAAGUACACUGAAAAGACCAGAUAAUAUAUAUGAUCAAAGCGAAGGGUCAAGGAAAGCUAUUCGAGAUGAGCUACAUGGAGGAAGCCAGCCACAACAGACUCAGCAAACACUACAAAGUCGUUCAAGCCAUGAGGAUGUGCGCAGGGAGACGUACCGCGAUGCCGGCAUUGGGAACAUCGUCACAGUCACAACGACCACGACCACGACCACGACAACAACCACUACAACCCGCCCAGGCGGUACUACCACCGUAGAGCAGCCUCCGCAAGAAGGUACUCGAAAGCUCCAUUGAGAGCUAAUCGAAUCACUCGCUUUCAUCUUCCAUUACCAUCUAGAACCCGGAUGUCUUUAAUAUACAUUGAAAGCGCCACCUGUUUCGACGAGAGUUCAAAAGAGCUCUAGGGCCACUUCUUGCGAACC